UGUUAAUCUAUUGACCGCUAACGCUAAGGGUGUCAUUUUCCUGUCAAAACAUUCAACUUCCAUUGCCGUCUCUUAAUUUAAGCUCUCUAAUUCUCCUCUUUCUUCCUCAUAACUUUCUUGGCCUUUUUUUCUCUGUACAUAAUCUCUGGUUGUGUUUCUUUUCUAACCCGCCAAGCAAAGAGUUGAAGAAGAAAUAAGAGAUGCGGGUUUUAAAGGAAGAGAAAUCAAGAAGAAUACUGAGAGGUGUUAAAACCGUGUUUUUCUUGUUAACAAUGGCGUUUUCUUUUCUCGUGUUUUCCGCUCCAGUUUUUCUUGUUAUUGCCGAUACUCUUUUGCCUUCUGCUCUGUUUUCUGCUUCCCUCUCUCCUUUAUCAUUCGAAACCCUCUCAUCGUAUUUCGAUAACUAUAACUUUCGAUACUCUCUCAUAGAUAUCCCCCUCAUUUCUGUCAUCAGAUCAGCUAUUAUAAUCUGCGUUUACAGUUUUUGUGAUGGGCCGAGGCUUUCAAGGGGACCUUACUUUGGAAUCACAACGAUUUGUUCAGUUUCGUCUCUGAUUUUUGUUUCACUGAAAGCUUCAUUUGUGUUCAGUUCGAGUACAGGGAAAGCGCAUGUUCCGGCCAUGGAAAUUGCUCUUUUCAUUUGUUCAAUGGCGAUGGCGAUUGGGCAUAUAAUCGUGGCAUAUAGAACAAGUUGCAGAGAAAGAAGGAAACUCCUGGUCUACAAGAUUGACAUUGAAGCUAUUUCAGCUUGCAAGAAUGGCUUUCCAAUGUAUCAGAAGCUUCUCCAAGAAGAAAGAGGGAAACUUUAUCUGAUCUAA
Molecule: messenger RNA, 818 nt
Organism: Hibiscus syriacus
Lineage: Eukaryota; Viridiplantae; Streptophyta; Magnoliopsida; Malvales; Malvaceae
Exons: 3
Coding region: 201-818 (205 amino acids)
Source: RefSeq, a predicted model, not a curated record